AUGAUGAUGCAGCGCAAGAAGGCCUUUGUGGUCGGGCAAGGACUCAACAGAUUUGACAUGGCUCAUGUGACGAAUGUAGCAGAUGCAAUUGUAACCUUGGUCGAGGCUGCCUACGAAGAGCUUGAGACUCAAUAUGCCAACAAUCCAAGUUCCUCUUCCAAGGCGCACUGGAAUGACAAAGGAUAUUAUUUUCUCACUUCUGAUUGGAAAACCCCGAAUAAAGCUACUUAUGUCAAAACAGCUCAAUCUCUGAUGAGAAUGAGAUCCAUACCACUCGAUGAUGGUGUGGAUUAUUUGACACCGGACGAGGCGACGUCAUUGCAUCCAUUUGGAACCAUUAUUUUCGGGGGCAACCUGAAGAUCCAAGGGAAAAGGAUAAGAGAUAAGUUAGGGUGGAAAGCCUCUUCUAUCCGUUGGGAAGACGCUCUGAAGGAGGAGAUAGAGAAUGAGGUCUCAAGACAGGCUAGGGGGAAGUUUUGGGAGUUGGGUUUGGUCGUGAAUAAGAAAUAG
Messenger RNA from Penicillium brevicompactum, 510 nucleotides. RefSeq lists its product as uncharacterized. The coding region runs from base 1 to 510 and encodes 169 amino acids. The transcript has a single exon. Lineage: Eukaryota; Fungi; Ascomycota; Eurotiomycetes; Eurotiales; Aspergillaceae. The record is from RefSeq and is a predicted model, not a curated record.